Molecule: messenger RNA, 1533 nt
Organism: Encephalitozoon intestinalis ATCC 50506
Lineage: Eukaryota; Fungi; Microsporidia; Unikaryonidae
Exons: 1
Coding region: 1-1533 (510 amino acids)
Source: RefSeq, a predicted model, not a curated record
AUGAAGAGGUCGAUUAAGGUUUGCCAUUCCAAAACAUAUGGAUUUCCAUCAGGUGAGAACAUAUGCCAUCAGGAACUUGCGGAGAGCUUCCAGAUUCUUUCGGCAGUAAAUCUUUUGGUGUUGCCUGAGUCGUUUGUAAGAAUCGAGUUUUUUUCCACUCGUAGAAGCGUUUUCACUAAUGAUUCCUUUAAUGCAACAGACAUCUACUCUGUAUACAGGAACGGCGAGCUUUUUUUCAAUUCCUCCCCGCUUCCAUGGGAGUCGGAUGCACAGAUACCCUGGGCAGAAUAUAGAAAAAGGCUAGUCGACUAUAUUUCAAAGAGGCUAGCUCACGGGAUAGAGAACAUGGAGGGACUUAACGAUCGUUAUAUAUUCUAUACAAAAUAUCGCCUUGCAAAUUCCAUCAAUCCAAGACAGUGCCGAAAAGACCUCCAGAAGCUCUCCAAAGAGUUUAAGCUAUUGGAGAGGAUAGAGGUUUUACGGCUGUCUACACAAAAAGAAAUCUCAGGUCCCCUUGCUGAUGAAGUAUAUAACAUAUUUUUAUCCUAUAAAUCAGAUCCAGAGCUAGAAAUCAGGUUUAUUUUGGAAGUGAUAGACAUACUGCCGCUGUCUGUCAUUGUAAGAAUGGCUAGAAGUAUUAGCAAGGCAAGAAGAUACCAGGCUGUAUUACUGUAUUACGAGGUAUACUUGAGAUCUCUACAGAAGGAAAGAUACAGAACAGCAUUUCUGUUUGCCAUCAGUGCAUCAAGACUUCUUAAGCAGGGGGUGAACUUAAACUUUGAGGGGACGAUCAAGUCAGAUUCAAUCCGCUGUAUUAAGGAAAAAAACUGGCAGAUGGUGUUGAAGAAUGUGAUUAAGGGAAUAGAGGAGUUAGAUUCACUCAGAUACGGGGUAAAUCCAUAUAUAUUACACGACAUUGAUAGAUGUGAGUUUACUGUCGAUUCUGUGGAACUUGACUGGUCCAACAUUACCAAGUGCUCCGACACAGUGCUCUUCAAUGGAGAAAGCACAAGAACAUACUUCACGGAUCGGUUCAGAAUCAGAAUCUUAUUUUCUAGAAUAUCUUGUGCCAAUCUCCAUGGGAUUUCGGGAAGUAUUGCGGGAGGACCGGAUAUAUUUAUACCAAUAUACCAGGUCUUAAAUGAAAGUCCUGCAGUUGUCCAAGUAUUCUUUGAUCUAGCCAAAGUACUUCCUUCUGCGGAAGAUAGAGCCAGUGAGCUUGAACUAAACCUUAAAAGAUUAGUUUUCUCCGAAAACAUAGUUGUACCUAUCGACCUUGAGAUUACCUGGGUGAGAAGAAAGAGCACAGUCCACGUCAAGGAUGCCAGUACUAUCGAUGACGAAGGGAAAAUCAUCGUUCUCCUUGUAUUAUCAAAUCAGGAGGGAUUUGAAUCCAGAAUUCUUGGGCCAGAUGUUAUAGAGAGAAAUGGAUGUGAGACAACUGUUUCUCUGCAUGUGUCCAAGGGAUUCAAAGUAUGUUUACGCCAUGAGAUCUCGGAAAGCAUAUUUGAGACAUUCGAACUCACAUACUAA